UAACCAAUAACCAUAAUCAACCCCACCAAGUCACCAAAGCCCCACUUUUCUCUCUCUACCGCUCUCUAAAACUAUUAUCUAUAAUCAACAUCAUUAAUUCUCGAUCAUCGUCUGUUCUUUAGGUACUUAUCAUCAUCUCCUUCUUCAAUCUUUUUUUGCCUCUGUAAACCAACAAAUUUUUGUUCUCAUGGGACUCAUAACAAAUCUUAGAGACCUAAUAGGGAUAAUCAAGGACAAGGCUUCUCAAAGCAAGGCAGCCAUAAUCUCGAAGCCCAAAACCUUGUCUCUCAACUUAGCCCUCCUUAGAGCCACAACCCACGACCCCUUUGCACCUCCAAACCCAAAGCACAUCACCACCAUGCUUUCCUAUGGCUACAGCUCACGUGCCACUGCUUCUGCUGCCAUUGAAGCCCUUAUGGACCGGCUGCAGUCUACCCAUGACUCCUCCGUGGCUAUCAAGUGCCUCGCCGUUGUCCAUCACAUAAUCAAGGAUGGUAGUUUUAUCCUCCAAGAUCAGCUCUCUGUUUAUCCGUCCACAGGCGGCAGAAACUACCUCAAACUAUCAAGCUUUAGAGAUAACACCACACCCGUGACAUGGGAAUUAUCUUCAUGGGUUAGAUGGUAUGCUCGAUACCUUGAACAUCUCUUAUCAACAUCGAGGGUUCUGGGUUUCUUUCUGUGUUCUACUUCAAGCACAGCAGAGAAAGAUAAAGAAGAAGAGAAAGUUUCAGCACUAACAAACCCUGAUCUUCUCAGAGAGAUAGAUUCUUUGACGAGCUUAAUGGAAGAAAUAUGUAACAGACCAGAUUCUUUACAUAUGCAUGGAAAUGAAUUAUUGGAGCAGAUCAUAAGUUUGGUGGGAGAAGAUUAUUUGUCAUCAAUAAACGAAAUCUCAAUCCGAGUGGACGAGGUUAACCAUAGACUGAGUUGCCUGAGUUUCGUUGACUCGGUUGAGUUGGUAUGCGUGUUGAAAAGAUUGGAGGAUUGCAAAGAGAGGCUAUUAGCUUUAUCAAGUCGAAAGAAAGCAUUGGUUGAGAGCCUUUGGAGUUUGAUCAGUGAAAUGAAGGGAAAGGUUGGGGAUGGAAAAGCGUAUAAAGAGGAGGGGAGGUUGCUGCUUACCAUGGGAAGGAAAGAUGCUGGAAGUGAGUCAGCUCGGUUUGGAGAGCGAGCUUUAAGUUAUAGUGACUCAGUUCGAUUUUCAUCUGCAAGAUUUGGAUUGAAUGAGUAUGCGUUGCAGGUUAACGUAGAAUCAGUCGAAUCAUGUGCCUGAUGAGAUUAUUUUUUUCUUUUAAGUGGGACAUAUUUUGGAUAUAUUCUCAAAUUAUGGUCAGUCCAAAUUAUGAUAUUUGGUGUGUGAUAUCGAUUUAAUUAA
Messenger RNA from Hevea brasiliensis (rubber tree), 1372 nucleotides. Its product is annotated as putative clathrin assembly protein At4g40080. Gene Ontology annotation, cellular component: clathrin-coated pit; clathrin-coated vesicle. Gene Ontology annotation, biological process: vesicle budding from membrane; clathrin-dependent endocytosis; clathrin coat assembly. The coding region runs from base 188 to 1270 and encodes 360 amino acids. The transcript is spliced from 2 exons. Gene Ontology annotation, molecular function: clathrin heavy chain binding; SNARE binding; 1-phosphatidylinositol binding. NCBI's taxonomy places the organism in Eukaryota, Viridiplantae, Streptophyta, Magnoliopsida, Malpighiales, Euphorbiaceae. The record is from RefSeq and is a predicted model, not a curated record.